Molecule: messenger RNA, 1323 nt
Organism: Micromonas pusilla CCMP1545
Lineage: Eukaryota; Viridiplantae; Chlorophyta; Mamiellophyceae; Mamiellales; Mamiellaceae
Exons: 1
Coding region: 1-1323 (440 amino acids)
Biological process (GO): dolichyl monophosphate biosynthetic process
Cellular component (GO): endoplasmic reticulum membrane
Molecular function (GO): dolichol kinase activity
Source: RefSeq, a predicted model, not a curated record
AUGCUCGCCGCCGCGUUCGCGGUCGAGUUCGCGCACUGGGCGUGGGAGAGUUUCUCGAGGGUGUUCACGCGCGCGGACAGCUUGCUUCUGUCGCAGGGCGUGGCGUCGUGCGUCGCGGACGCGGCAGCGGCGGCGAUCGGCGGUCGAGGGCCGGCUUCGUGGCGGCGGUGGCUCCCGCCGCAUCUCGGGGGGGAGCCGCGCGCGUUCGUCACCGCGUGCGUGCUGUCCGCGGUCGCGGGCGUCUGCGUCGUCCCGGGGUUGCGAGGGUCGGACGUCCGCGACGACGACGACGACGACGACGACGACGACGACGACGACGACGCGAGGAGGAAAAACGCGCACGAGACGCGGUUCAAACGCCGCGCGCGGGGCGACGACGCCGCGAUCGUUCGCGCCGCCGCCGUCGCCGCGCUCGCGCCGUGGCUCGUCCUCGCCCUCGCCGGCGCGUUCGGGGGCGAAGACCCGCUGAUAUGGGUCACGUCGUUCGCGUGGAACGCGCGAGGCGCGCGUCCUCUCGCGGCGUACUGGCUCGCGGCGCUAUGCGUCGCGCUCCCUCUGUGCGAACGCCUGGCGUCCUCGCGCGCGCUGCCGGUGCUGUUCCUUCGCAAGGCGUACCACGUCCUCGUCGUCUUCAUGUUCGCCCCGUCGAUGGCGCCGCGGUUUGUCGCGAGGCGCACUCCGGGCGCGGAGUACGACCGCCCGGAGUGCGCCGCGUUUCUCGCCGUCGCGUUCGCGGGCGCGACGCUCGCGUUCGCCGCCGCAGAGGUGGCGCGAGCGACGCGCGUUACCGCGUUCGGCGUCGACGUCGGAGGGAUCCUCGACAGACACGCGCGCAGGUUCUUGGACGCGCGCGAUUCGGGAGGCGGGAAUGGGAUCGUGAUGUCGCACUUCACGUUGCUGUUGGGCUGCGCGGUGCCGCUGUGGCUGACGCGCGAGGCGUGGCGCGGGCGCGCGGACGGCGACGCGGGGAGCGGCGUCGCGCCGGACGCGUUCGCGCUGUCUCCGUUCGCGGGCAUCAUCACGUUAGGGUUAGGCGAUACCGUCGCGAGCGUGGUGGGGACGAUGGCGGGGAGGACGCGGAUAUGUCGCGGGUGUCGCAAGACGGUGGAGGGAACGAUGGCGGGCGCGUUGGCGAACGCGUUGGGGGCCGCGGCGGCGUGGCGGUGGGCGGCGGGGGGAGGCGCCGCCGCGCCGCGCGGAAGGAUACUCGUCGCGAGCGCCGGCGCGGCCGCGUUGGAGGCGACGACGGAGCAGCUCGAUAACGCGUUUUUGCCGCUGCAUUUCCUGACGCUGUCGCAGCUCGCCGCCGCGGGAGGGUGGUGA